This is a messenger RNA of Rotaria sordida, 789 nucleotides long. Lineage: Eukaryota; Metazoa; Rotifera; Eurotatoria; Philodinida; Philodinidae. The record is from the annotation of a GenBank genome assembly.
AUGAUUGGAAAUCUCGACGAGUUGCAUCAUACAUAUCUCGUAAAUGGUGAUAUUAUUGAUAAAAAUGUUGAUCGUCAAAUUGAUAGUUCUACUAUUCUUUCAAAUAAUAAUAGUAAUUCAAAUCAAGGUACUGAAAAUGUUGAAUCUGCACAUAUGGAUUCAAAUGACUUUGAUACUUGGCUUGCUGAUUGUAUGUUUCAAAAUACUCAUAAACCCUUUGCUUAUCUUGAUUUAAUUGGUGUUGAUAUGAAUGAUAUUUUUGGUUCAUGGGAUGAACCCAUGGACGUUGAUUUUGAUGCAAGGAAGAAACGGCGUGAGGAGAAUGUAUCAGCAGAUGAAUUAGUCUGUCCAAUUACAUUUGAACGCUUUCAUGAUCCUGUAAUUGCUGGUGAUGGACAUAUUUAUGAACGUGCUGAAAUCAUACAAUGGAUUAGAGAAAAAGGAACAAGUCCAUUAACAAGAGAGCCUCUUCAUCUCAAAGAUAUACGUAGAGAUGAAGCAGUAUGUGAAGCUAUAACUCAUCAUUAUGCAAGUAAACCAUUCAAUUUGAGAAAGCCACUACGACCACUCAGCUCUCAAGAACGAAGAAGACAGCGACGACUAAGACGAACAAGUAAUCCUACUUCAGAUAUUAAUCAUGAACUAUCAAGAAUUUCUACAAUAGAACAAAAUAUUCCAUUACCGACACCUAUUGUACCAAAUCACCGAUUUCUACCAAUACAAUCUUAUAAUCCUAUACCAAGACGUCUCAUCAGAUGGCAUUAUUCAAAUUCAUCAUCAUCAUCAUAA